This is a messenger RNA of Lampris incognitus (smalleye Pacific opah), 8119 nucleotides long. RefSeq names its product sorbin and SH3 domain-containing protein 1. NCBI's taxonomy places the organism in Eukaryota, Metazoa, Chordata, Actinopteri, Lampriformes, Lampridae. The record is from RefSeq and is a predicted model, not a curated record. The coding region runs from base 153 to 4610 and encodes 1485 amino acids. Gene Ontology annotation, biological process: cell-substrate adhesion. The transcript is spliced from 28 exons. Gene Ontology annotation, cellular component: nucleus; cell-substrate junction; cytoplasm. Gene Ontology annotation, molecular function: protein binding.
GCGCUCAGCCUCAGAGGGCUCAGCCGGGAGAGAUAAAGAGUCGGGACUUAAAGCGUCUGGGCGGUGUGACAGAGCCUCCCCGUCAAGACUCGCCGUGCAGAGUUGCUGGGCUCUCCAGUAGAGGGCAGUGCAAGAGAAAGUAAAAAUUACCCAUGUCAUCAGGUACUCGAUCCGUCUGCGCUGUCAGGAUCACACCUCUGUCCGCCAUGAAAGGCUCUCCUGACCUACUUCCCGCCGCAGAGCUGGACCCCAGUAGAGUCUGCAAAGGGAAAGGUGUUGUGACGCUAAGGGCCACCCUUGUUCAUAUCGAUGACGAAGACUGCAUCGGUGAAGAGUUAAACGCCGCCUCGACACCAAGUUGCUGGACGAGCCAGAUUAAUGGAGACGGCUCUAAAGCCGGAUUGGCUGAGGGGAGCAGCGCCAUCACAGCUGAUUUACCCACGGUAAACAACACGAUAUGCCAGGCUGAAUCACCUGAAAGGACUAAGGAAAAUCAGGUUGCGGACGCCGCUGACCUUCACAACCAUAUCACAUCCACGUCCAACUCGGUGUAUCCUUCCACCACCACAGUCAACCCUACCAUAGUCCUGCUACAACACAACAGAGACCAAGUUCCAGAAAGGGACAAAUCCCCGGAUCCUGUGAGAGACUCUCCUUCAGCUCCACGUAGUCCAGUCUCAGAUAUGGACGGCAAGCGGAUGAGGCUGUCCCUGCAUUCGCCUGCCCUACCUCCUCUCAACCAACCCGUGGUGCCUGUUCGGAAUACUGACAAGUCCAAAGACUGGUACAAGAGUAUGUUUAAACAGAUACACAGAAUACCUGAGCCUAUUGAGGAAAACCCUUACCGCCCCACCUACAUUUUCCCUGAGAACUAUGAGAGUCAAAUGAAAUCAAAAGAUGAUUGUCCCUCCUCGUUUGGUUAUUUAGAAGAUGCAAAGGGAGUCCCACGUUCAAGAAGUGCUGCUGAGGUUGACUUGAGAAGUCAGACGAUGCCAGUGCCAACACGAUCCUCCUCCCUCAAACCCUCUGCCAAAAGGAACGAGUGGGUGCCCCCGGAUAGAAAGGUAGACACCAGGAAGUACCGCGCCGAGCCCAAGAGCAUCUUUGAAUACGAGCCAGGAAAAUCGUCGGUGCUGAAGCUGGAGAAAACGACUCAGGAUGUAAGUCCAGAAGAUGUAGAUUUAGAGAAUGAGCCUUGGUAUAAAUUCUUUUCAGAGAUGGAGUUUGGGAAAGCGAGUGCCCCCUCUUUCAGCCCCCUGGAAACAGCCUCCGACCUCCAGCCGUAUUCCUCCUGUAAGUCCGGACACAGCGAGGUGGAGAAGGACAGCGGGUCAUCAGCUAGCGAGCCUGUGGCUCCAGAAUGCGACCGCCAUGUUUACAAGAGUGUCCUGGAGGGCGGCGACAUUCCCCUGCAAGGUCUACGAGCCCUCAACAAGCGCCACGCCAGUUCAUCCUCCUCCAAAGUGGAUUAUAAAGGUGGGAAUGGCUAUAUAAUUGCCCCUUGCUCCUCUGUAAAUAGUCGAUCAGUUCUUGCCAGUAAUGCAAUAGUUAACCAGUGUAAGGGUAAGAAGCCCCUAUCAGCUGCCAAAGCCUGUAUACCCCAAAUCCUCCCCUCUAAGUUCAAACCCAAGAUGCUGCCCCCUAGUGGUGACACUCAGGAGAGCAGAGUUAGGCCUGUCAGCCACCCUAAGGCGCACAGCUGUGAGGAUCUGUACACAGGGACAUGUGGCACAGACUGUACUGAAGAAGAAGAAGAAGAAAGGGGGAGUGGGCAACAUUCAGACUCUAAUAAUAUCUCCCCUGCAAUUAGAAGAAGCACAUCUGAGUUUUCCAGCCUAUACAGGACAAUGCAUCACAUCCAGCGGCCUAGCUCCGUCAGAUCCAGCCCCCACGGCAGCGUUCGCAGCCUGGCCUCUCUUUUUGAGAAGGCAACCUUCUGUGAGGAUGAAAGGUCCGAGGAUGAUGAGGCAGGACACAUUCCACGGGACGCCGUGUCGUCGCGGGUCAGUGAAUUUGAAAUGAUCAUCCAACGCUCCUGCCCAGUGCCCACUCGCUCCUCUUCCCUGCCAACCCUGCACUCCAACCACAGCCCCUGUCCCACCCACAGCCCCACCCACCUCUACAUGGCGUUGGCAGUGUCAGCUGAGUCCCUGUUGGUUGCUGACCCUGCCAAGAUGGAUACCUGUUCCCUGCAGGAGACAGAGGGCAAGUCAGCCAGGGAGGAGACCUCGACAUCAGGCAAUGAGACUACAGAGGAGAUGGUCUCUCCCUCAGAGCACAGCCACACUCUACGUGACGAGUCCCCGUCUAGCACUGAUACUGAGAUCGAGCAGGGCUUUGAUGGGAGCACCCCGGAAAAGGACCACCCAGCAGUCGGUGUGACAAAAAGCCCCCCAGCAUCGGUCAUGCUCUCCCGCACACACGUCAACAUCAACCACGAUCAUCAUCACCACCACCUGCACCACUUACACCAUCACCUUCACCUCAAACCCAGUAAGUGUAAAGGCUCCUGCCCAGCCUCCUACACCCGCUUCACCACCAUCCUCAGGCAUGAGAGACAGCAGGCCACUGCCCAGCAGGACAAGGUGCUCCCUCAGGAGAAGAAGACUACCCUCCCUGGAAACAUCCACCUCAUGGGCCCCGCUCCGUUUAGGUUGCGGAAGUCUCUGCAGUCCCACCUGGCAAGGCGAAGUUUGUCCGCCACCAAGGUGACACCGGGGAACCGGAGGGCCAGCAGUGUGUCUCCUGAGCUCAGGCCUCUCACCCCCCAGCGCCUCUCCUCCCUGGAGGUCCUGGAGAGGCUUUGCAACUGGGAGGGAAGCCACACCGACCAGUUGACUAACGGGCAGGGCUUGGACGCGAAUGGAAACCUGCUGCAGCCAUGGGCAGCUCACCGCAGAGAUUCUGACUCAUCCCCAGCUCACGGGGAGAGCCAGGAUGACGUGUUGAGGAGGCGCCAUGGAGAUAAAGAGAAAAUCUUGGAGGAGCAGCGGCGGCUGAAGCGGGAACAGGAAGAGGCCGACACAGCGUCCAGGCGACACACGGGCAUCGUCCCGACCCACCACCAGUUCAUCACCAAUGAGCGCUUUGGAGACCUGCUCAACAUCACAGAUAACACGGCGAGGAGGAAAUCUGGCGUUGAGCGAACUCCAGCCUUGGCUCGCUUCGACUUCAGAGCAGAGACUCUAAAGGAGUUACCGUUUCAAAAGGGAGACAUCGUGUACAUCAUUCGACAGGUGGAUCAAAACUGGUAUGAGGGAGAACAUCAUGGAAGAGUUGGCAUUUUCCCCCGAAGCUACGUGGAGCUCCUUCCCCCCACAGAGAAGGCCCAGCCAAAGAAAAGUGCCCCAGUACAAGUUUUGGAGUACGGAGAGGCCAUCGCUCGCUUCAACUUCAACGGUGACACGGUGGUGGAGAUGUCCUUCAGAAAGGGGGAAAGGAUCACACUGAUUCGCAGAGUUGAUGAGAACUGGUAUGAGGGCAAGAUAUCAGGCACCAACCGCCAAGGCAUCUUCCCCGUCACCUACAUAGAAGUGCACAAACGGCCCCGGGUCAAAAAUGGAGUUGAAUACCCUGAUCCUCCCUUCAGCGGUUCGCCUCAGCGCAGCACCAAUGCUUCACCUCAGCUGUACCGUAAUCGGCUCACCACGUCCCCUCUGCCCCUCCCUCGCUCCCCCCGCCGCUCCGUGUCCCCCGAGGUGCACGCCAUCUCCUCCGAGUGGAUCUCCCUCACUGUGGGGGGAGGGAGCCCCCCCGCCGCCCCUACCCCUCCUCUGCCCCCACUGCCUACUGUGUCCUACCGCUGGGGGGAAUAUCUGCCCCCCUCCCUCUCUGCCAGCCCCAUUCCUCCCAUCAUGGGCAGCCCUUACCUCACCUCCCCUACAGCCUCCCCGUCGGCCUCACCCUUGCCCCCGCCGUACCCACCACGCCCCAGCUCAGCCACUCCCUUUCUUACUUUCACCCCGCCCCAGGGGGAGGACUUCCUGCUCUCCCCUCCCUCCCCCCGUCUGUCCCGCAGCAUAAGCCCCUGUGGAGGGCCGGUGCUGGAGGGCUGGUUGAGGGGGGAUAGAGAGUUGACAGAGGGGGAAGGAGCAGAGGGAGACAGGGGCAGUGGCCGAGAAGCCCCGGGCAGCUGGCGAAAUAGCCCCGCGGAGUUGAUGAGAAAUGAAAGCGACUUGCAAGGGCCGACCUCAAGAAGCCCUGUCAUGUUGUUUGAUAUCCACGAUAACAACAAUGCUAACUCAUUUGCGGAGGCGGUGUGUAAUGAGAUCAUGAAUAUAGCUGAGACCUCGGUGAGGUACUGCAGCACCUUGUCCCACCCCCAUGACUCUGUCCACAGACUAGCCCCCCACCCCAGUAAAAAAUCUUUCAUCAUUUCCCAGCAACCCCAGUCCCACAGCAGCAGCCCGGAGCCAAGUCGUCUCAGCUGUGGAAUUUUCCAGGCUUUGUACAGUUAUGUGCCACAGAAUGAGGAUGAGCUGGAGCUGAAGGAGGGCGAUCUCGUCAGCGUCAUGGAGAAAUGUGAUGACGGCUGGUUUGUUGGUACCUCAAAGAGGACAAAACAGUUCGGGACUUUCCCAGGGAAUUAUGUGAAGGAGGUGAAACUGUAAAGCUUCCUAAUCUGGUUGUAAUACUUGGUUGCCUGUGCGGUCUCAGAAGUAAUUGCUAUUGUGCAUAACUGUUGGUUAGACGAGUCACUUGGCCGGGUGAACACAUCAGUGUGGAGGUGUGUUCGGUUGCACGAGGUGAAGACAAGACAGCUGUCGACCCCCCCAGCCUAGCUAGACCUCAGUACGCUAUAUAAAUACCUUGACCACACUUUAAACACUGCUCGGCAGAACCCAUCCAAAUUUCCCAGUGUGGGGAUUUCAAAAUAAAGUUCCCCUCAAACUGUCAGUCGCCAUUAUUGUACAUAGUAACCUCGUUUUGUCAGUGUAAUUUACAACGAACAAGUGUUUACAUAGCACCUCACUCCGGAGGCCAGCAGCAAAGCAGUGUAUAGAGUGAAGCGUGGAACACGCUAUCUAGAUUUGGAGUAAAAAAUUAAUUAUUUUUUGAUGUGAGAUUGAAGCGGCUUGUUCAGCACUAGAGGUGCUGUUGUUUCAUUAUCGGCUCUUUUUUUUCUGACACAUUCAAGGACAGGAACGAUAUAUGUAAAACCCCAUGAAGAAGACUUCUUCUUCAGUGAACCCAACAGCCUCCGUGACGUUUUGUUCUGUCGUGUGAAAUCAAGUAUGAAGCGAAUGUUAUAAGAUUUUCUACAUUUACAGUUACUAAAUAGUUAUCGCCUUCUUUUGAGAAAAAAAAACCCACAGUACACACACACUCACUGUAGUCCGGAAGCUUCCAAUGCCAGUUCAGUAUUGCCUUCGUUUUCUGUCACUGGUGUAUUUACGUGCACAUGACAGAAUAGUUGAAAUGUUUGAUUAUAAUGUCAACUUUUAUUUUUCUUAAAUAAGAAUAAGAAAAGUUACAGUCUUGCCCUUUACACACGUGUAAGGGCGUGUGUGUGUGUGUGUGUAUGCAUGGCGGAUUCACUGAGGUGAAGCAUCUCUUUUGACGUGUCAUCUUAUAUGUCAUACUUUUUCAUUUAAAUUAUUUGACCAUAGGUGAUGCCUGUAAGGCAGUUGGUAGUUCAACAGAUGAAUAAGCUAGCCUGGCUGUAGCAUAACCACAGGACAGGCACGGUAGCACUUAACUUCCUGUUUUGUCAUCUUUGAAGGAUUUUUUUUUUCUGAUAUUACCGCAGCUUGAUCAAUUAUGACACAAAAAAAAUGAAUUCGAUCCAGUAAAGGAGAGCCAGCGGGCUAUCUUAUAAUGCAGCCAUCCAGAUUUUUAAGGGCAUGCUAAGUUUUUAAAUAUAUGUCCUUGCUGUCCACACUUUAUAUUCCAGCCAACACUGAAGCUUGUUCAGAGGCUCUCCAAAUACAGCCACAUAUUUUCAUAUGUAAUCCAUAAAACCUUUUCUUACAGUUAUUGGAAUGACCCUAUAGGGUAUUUAGGUCAAGCAUCAGUACAGCAUGUGAAAGAAAAUCACAGAUCAACAAACGGAUUUAAAGCAUGAAACGAUACAACCAAUGCCUCAAUAUUUUUUAUCUUUAAGAAGUGCAAGAGUCAUCAGAAAGCCAAUUCUCCGGUCCGUGAAACAGAGCGGCUCUCUCUCGAGGGGGACGGCUUGUAAUUCUGGUGAUUAAAGCGUCGGACCCGUCUUCCUGAGAGCACACAUAGAUCCCCCGUCUCAAGCACCCACAGACGCCACAUGUCAGUAGAUCCUCUGAAGCAGUAGAGCGAAAGAUGGUGCCCAUUGUUGUGAAGCUUUCUUUCCCUUUGUGUUUUUAUCACUCCUCAUCAUCAUCAUCAUCAUCAUCAUCCAGUGCAACGGACUCAUUAGUCCUUUCAAACAGUGUAUGUGGACACAUUUUGGCGCUUGGACUACAAAAUGUAUGGGGGUUCGCCACGUAAGACACAAUACUGAAAGGGACCGGGGUGUCCGUUAAGUAUACUUUAAGAGAAAAAUGAGCUGAUUCUACUGGGAUUUUGUGUUGAUGGUUAGCGGUGUGGUAAAUUAGCAAGACAAAUCAUCGAUUAUCAACAGAAAAUCUACAAAUAGUAGAGAUGUCUCAAGAGUCCGGAUACGUCAUAGUCCCAGUCUAUACGUUAUUGAUCCAGUGUAGGCUCCAGCAUGCCGCGACCCCAGUUGGGAUAAGCGGCUUGGAUAAUGGAUGAAUGGAUGGAUGUUUAAAAUACGUUAUACAGACAGAUUACCUGUAUGCCUUCAGUUAAUGUGUCCGACACACGGCGGGUAUAGUCAUCGUGUGUUUCUCUGAAUGUGCUGGCUGCAGUUUUGCAGUGAUGACGAACGUUGGGCUGGUUGAGUUGAAGCUGUAUGUGGCGACCACUUGAUGGGGUUGUGUUCACAUAUUUCACUUCACUAGCACAGGGUUUUUAUCCUCGAUCUCAUUUGCUAUGGAAACCGAGUGGAUAUUUCAGUCUAUGGAGAUCAGUACUACCAGUUUUGCCGUGACUCAACGAGAGAACGUUUGUUCAAUAUUAUUAAAAAAAAAUACAAUUCACUGCUUCACACGUGUCUCCCUGUGAUACCUCCGACGUGAUGAGGUGUUUCAUUGAACCCGAGGAGCGUGAUUUUAAACCUGCUCCUGAGGGCUGAUGUGCCGAUCGAGUCGCUCAUGAAAGCGUUGAUCAGCUGGGACUCUAGAAUAAGUUGUAAGCCAUUCCCAAUUCUAACGCUUGCUCGCCGUACCGUCUUUUUCCUAACAAACAGGGAUGUGCAGAUAGAUGUGGCCCAUUUCAAAUAGACUGGAUGAUUGAUUGCCAUCGACAAAAAAAAAACAGAAACAAUCACUUAUUGUGUUUAGAUAAUAACCCGAGUUUAAGUCACUACACGGUGGAAUAUUGAUAGAAUGUGCUCCAUAAAACAUCGUGGGAUGUAUGAAUGUACGAAUAUAUGAAUGUGGGGGCAAUGUACACAGAAUAUGUAAAAAAAAAAAAAGAUCAGAUCUUUCCUCUUGUAUGAACAUGCGAGCUAUCAAGCAGCAUGACACAAUAAGGAUUGUAAAUAUGUAAAAUAAAAAUAGGUUGCAAGUGAUGGGAAGUCAAAGUAAGCAUUCUGUCAGUUGUACCAGUUUAUAUGAAAGAGUUUGGCGAAGCACAGGAUGAAGCGUUGUUGAGCACAGGUGUUUGAUGCAUAGGAACAUUACGCUGCCAUUUGUGAGAACUAUAAUGCCUUAUGUUGGAUGCAGAAUUGUGCCUCAUUUUCAUUAACCGUUCCCCUGUUUUGAUCGUCACUGAAAUGUAUCCAUUACAUAAUUAAUAUUCUCAUUGUUUUCCCAUUGUCCUAUUCUAUGUGACGGGAGAAUAUUAACUAAAAAAAAACUUGUCAGUUACUGUGCAAGUACCUAAAGUGCAACAUGAUGCUUCAAAUUAAUGAUUAAUUAUGAUAAGAAUGGAUGCCUUAGUUUGGCGAAAAACAACCUGCAACAGGUUUUGUUAGUUUGCUUAAAUUUGCAGUGCUGUUACAAUGACAAUAUUAAAAUAAAGAUGAUACUAUACACUGCUGUGAUUUCGGUAUUAUGCAAUAUUCAAUAAACCAUAUAAAAUA